This is a messenger RNA of Fusarium sp. VM40, 1185 nucleotides long. NCBI's taxonomy places the organism in Eukaryota, Fungi, Ascomycota, Sordariomycetes, Hypocreales, Nectriaceae. The record is from the annotation of a GenBank genome assembly.
AUGGCGUCGACGACUCCGACGGAAACGAAGCAGCCCGAUUUGUGGAUUUCGGAAUUCGUCACGUUUGCGGCAGCGACUGUUUUCAUUGGAUUGCGUUUAUUGAGUCGACGGCUUACGAGGAUUGAGUUCUGGUGGGAUGACUGGUUCGCCAUUGGAUGCUAUGCCGUGGCUAUUGCUUGGGUAGUGAUUAUCCCUCUCUGGAUAGAGGAGGGUCUGGGACUUCACAUCAACGAGAUCAAGUCCACCAAGACCAAGGCGGAGAUCUUAAUGCAGAACAGUCUCCUUCUAUACGUUGCCGAGCUAUUCUAUGCGACUGCCCUGUUCUGCGCCAAGGCUUCCAUUCUGAGCUUCUACUGGCGCAUGUUCCGAGUUACAAACAUCAAGCUACCUAUCCAAAUCCUUGGUGCAUCUGCCUUGAUCUGGAUCAUCAUCCGAACAAUCAUGGGUAUCUUCCACUGCAUCCCCGUUCAGCGUUUCUGGGACCCUUCCGCGGGAGGCUCAUGUGCCAUUGAGGAUAAGAAGUUCUUCUUUGGCACAAUUCUGGUCCACGUCAUUCUCGAUAUUGCUAUUCUCGCCUUGCCGAUUCUACAGAUUCGGAAACUGCAGUUGCCUACUCUCCAGAAGAUUGGUAUUAUGCUGAUGUUUGUGUUUGGUAUUGUCAUUUGUGUUUCCGCCAUGGUAAUUAUCGUGGCCAGUACGCAGUUCGAUGCUACUUCCGAGGAUCUUACAUGGAAUCUAUGUACCAUUGUCAUCUGGGCUUCAGUUGAAGUCAACCUCGUUACCGUGUCGACAUGUCUACCCACCGUCCGACCAGCCUGUCUUUACAUCUUCUCCUGCGGCAAUCCUUCAUCCCAAAUCGGCUCCGGCUCCAACAGCUACGGGGGUCCCAGCUACGGCCGUAGCCAGACCAAGAACACGAUCCGCCUCUCGACCCUACCGAACAACAAAGACAACGACGAGUCCAGUUCGACACACCAGCUUGCCGAUUCCGAACAAGGCCGCGGUUCCAUGUCUGAUUUUGAAACCCACGCCAUGGACCGGUACCGUGGAAACGUGGCUACCGUCACUGGGCCAUCGCAUGAACGGGGAUCAGAUGAUGAGUUUCCCACUGGUACGUCGUUCGGUGGAAUUAUGGUUAAGAACGAGACGACUGUGCGCGUGUCGCCAAGAAGCAGGCAUUCCUAG